AUGGAAGGAAAAGACCUUACAACUAUAAAAAACAUCAAAGAUGAUUGUGUUGUUACAUUUCUGGCUACUGUCAAAGCAAGAACACAAGUGAGAGUCUGGAGUAGAAAUAAAUCCACUGGAAAGAUAAUGACUGGCAUCUUAAUGGAUAGAAGUGGAAGCAUUGACUUUGUUUGUUGGACAGAAGGGGCUAUGAAAUUUGAUGGCAUUCUAAAAGAAAAUUUGACAUACAAAUUUAUUAAAGCAAAGUCAGUAUUUGCAAAAGAAAACUAUUCUAAAACAAAACAUUGUUGUCAGAUUAUACUGGACAAAAAUUCUGAGAUUGAAGAAGUUGAAUCUGAACCUCUUGUGUCACCAAUUGAUAUAACACCAAUUGCUGAGUUGGCUUCAAAAGAAAAUCAGCAGAAAGUAACUGUAGUUGGAAAAGUUUUAGCCAUACCACAAGCAGAGCGCUUAGGAUCUACAGGGGUAGAUAUUGUUAAGGUCAGAAUUCAAGACAACUCGGGAACAAUUCAGUUAUCGUUAAUGGGCAAUGAGAUAAAGAACUGUAACUUCUCCAUAAAUGAUGUCCUUCUGCUAGAAAAUGCUGAACUGAGAAUCUAUGGAAUGCUAAGAUGCUUACAAGGGAGCACAGGAAUAAGGACUGUAAAUCCCUCUGACAGAGAUUAUACUCAGUAUAUGCCAGGACCUGACAGCCCAAAUAUUGAUUUGUCCCCUGGAAAGAAUGCUCCUAAAGAAAAAACUGUAAUUACACUCAACAAAGAUGAGGGACGUCAAAAAAUUCAUUGUUCUGUGUUGGAAACAAAUUUAAGAGAAUGCACUUAUGAAAGAUGUCCAAAAGUGAGUUGCAGAUCGAGAGUGGUAUGUUUAUCUAAUGGUCUGUACAGAUGCAACAAAUGUGAAUCAGACUAUUUUGUAGCUACAACAGGAGUUCGGUUGAUUCUGCACAUUUCACAAGAAAAAAACAAUGAAAAGAAGAUAGUCAUGUUUAAUGAUAUGGCUGAACAGUUCACUGAAAAGUCUGCAGCUCAGCUCUUAGUUUUGGAGGAAGUGGAUAUUUUAUCUUUGGAAAAAGCUCUAAUGUCUAAUCAGUAUAAGUUUACAUUAAGUCCUGCAAAGAGCAACAGUGAAUUUCUUUGUGAGUCUUUUGUUGUACAGAAAGGACAAGAGUCUUUUGGGAAAGAAACAACAUCACAUAUCCAGGUGUGA
Saccostrea echinata is the source of this 1206-nucleotide messenger RNA. Its product is annotated as replication protein A 70 kDa DNA-binding subunit-like. The transcript has 2 exons. NCBI's taxonomy places the organism in Eukaryota, Metazoa, Mollusca, Bivalvia, Ostreida, Ostreidae. Bases 1 to 1206 code for a protein of 401 amino acids. The record is from RefSeq and is a predicted model, not a curated record.